AUGGAAGAGCAUGUCCCAGUGCUAAAUUUAAACGAAGUGAUGGUCGACUUGUGCGCUCGUUUUGUGAUCAAUAAUCCAUCAAACGAAUACACCGACCCGAUGCGUUUUCUUUUUCUGUUAGAGCUAGCCCAUUGGUAUUACAUGGAUAAUUGGAUUAAAAGAUUGCCCUAUCUUCCGAUGAUUGUCGAUUUCAAAGUCUUUGUCGUGACGUUUGUGAAAGAAGUGAGGUGGAGCGGGUUCGACUUGCGAAACGUUGACAGUGAGAUCGACAAGUGGAAGGUGUACAAAUCACGAAUUCCAGUCGUCGGCGCACUCUUGCUCAAUGAGGCAAUGACACAUGUGAUUAGAGUGAAGUCCCCUUACAGCUCUCACUACUCUUUUCCGCGCGGUAAAAUGAAUAAACAGGAAGAUCCCCGAUUCAGUUGCAUGAGAGAAAUUAAAGAGGAGACUGGCGUGCAACUGACACUCGAACAAUGCAAACCAGAGUUUUCAUUUACAGUCGAGAGUAAACAACGAACUUCAAAUCAUCAAACAACAUAUUACGUUGUUCCAGCAAUCCCAAUGGAUGUCGAGUUUAAACCUAUGUGUAAGGAAGAAAUAGGAGAUGUGAAGUGGGACCCUAUAGAAAAGAUCGAGACAAGAGAUCCAGAAAAAGAGAAGUUGCUCGAGAUCAUCGAGAAAAUAAAAAAAAGCAAUUGA
This is a messenger RNA of Entamoeba invadens IP1, 699 nucleotides long. Its product is annotated as mRNA-decapping enzyme, putative. The transcript has 3 exons. Gene Ontology annotation, molecular function: manganese ion binding; RNA binding; hydrolase activity. Gene Ontology annotation, cellular component: P-body; cytoplasm. NCBI's taxonomy places the organism in Eukaryota, Evosea, Mastigamoebida, Endamoebidae. The record is from RefSeq and is a predicted model, not a curated record. Gene Ontology annotation, biological process: deadenylation-dependent decapping of nuclear-transcribed mRNA. The coding region runs from base 1 to 699 and encodes 232 amino acids.